Oldenlandia corymbosa var. corymbosa is the source of this 2487-nucleotide messenger RNA. The record is from the annotation of a GenBank genome assembly. NCBI's taxonomy places the organism in Eukaryota, Viridiplantae, Streptophyta, Magnoliopsida, Gentianales, Rubiaceae.
AUGAAACAUUAUUCUUUCUUUGUGGGGCUCAAUAUGGGUACGAUUUGGUUAAGGUUAUUAGGGAUAAUCACAUUGAUAAUUAUGAUAAAAGGAGCAGAAGUGAGUUAUGAUGGAAGAUCAUUGAUCAUCGAUGGGGAGAGAAAGCUCUUGUUUUCGGGUUCGAUUCAUUAUCCACGGAGCACACCAGAUAUGUGGCCAUCUCUAAUAGCAAAAGCCAAGGAUGGCGGUGUAGAUGCAAUUGAAACAUAUGUAUUUUGGAACCUUCACGAGCCUCAACCUGGCCAGUAUGAUUUCAGUGGGAGACGUGAUAUAAUAAAGUUUAUCAAGGAAAUUCAAGCUCAAGGCCUUUAUGCCGUCAUCAGGAUUGGACCCUUCAUCGAGAGUGAAUGGAAUUACGGAGGUUUUCCAUUUUGGUUGCAUGAUGUCCCAGGAAUUACUUUUCGAUGUGACAAUGAACCCUUUAAGUUCUAUAUGCAAAACUUCACAACAAAAAUUGUCAACAUGUUCAAAUCAGAAGGACUAUAUGCUCCACAGGGAGGGCCUAUCAUACUUUCACAGAUCGAAAACGAAUACCAGAAUGUUGAAGCUGCUUUUCAUGAGAGAGGUCCACCUUAUGUUCGUUGGGCGGCCGCCAUGGCUGCAGGACUUCAAACUGGAGUUCCAUGGGUGAUGUGCAAGCAGAAUGAUGCACCUGAUCCUGUGAUAAAUACUUGCAAUGGAAUGAGAUGUGGCGAGACAUUUGUAGGGCCUAAUUCACCAAACAAACCAGCAAUCUGGACAGAAAACUGGACAAGUUUUUAUCAGACUUAUGGUGACAAGACUCCCUUGAGAUCAGCAGAGGAUAUUGCGUUUCAUGUCGCAUUAUUCAUAGUGAAGAAGAAUGGAAGUUUCAUAAACUACUAUAUGUAUCACGGAGGUACCAAUUUCGGAAGAACAUCAUCAUCAUUCAUUAUCACAAGCUAUUAUGAUCAAGCGCCACUCGAUGAGUAUGGUUUGAUCAGGGAACCAAAGUAUACUCAUCUCAAGGAGUUACAUAAAGUGAUCAAGUCAUGUUUGAAGACCAUACUCUCUGGAGCAGUCACUAACUCAUCCCUUGGGAAACUGCAGGAAGCAUACGAGUUCCAAGAAGAAGAAGAAGGAAAAUGUGCAGCCUUUCUUGUCAACAAUGACAAAAGAAAAAUAGCAGAGGUGCAGUUCCGGAACUAUACUUAUGAACUACCUCCAGUGUCUAUCAGCAUCUUACCAGAUUGUAGCACGGUAGCCUUCAACACAGCUAAGGCAAGCACGCCAUUCAAUAAUAGAUCGACUCUACCAGUUAUUGAGUUUGACUCAACAGACAAAUGGAGCGAAUUUAAGGAAGAUGUCCCAGAAUUUGAGGAGACGUCACUAAGGUCUAACUCAUUGUUGGAGCACAUGAAUGUCACAAAAGAUAGCACAGAUUAUCUUUGGUACAUUACUCGGUUUUCUUUAUCAGGUUCAUCAGACACUCGAGCAUUACUUACUGUGAAUUCAAGAGGACAUGCUUUACAUGCAUAUGUUAAUGGAGAACCUACUGGUUCUGCAAAUGGAACUCACAAGAACACAUCUUUUAAAUUGGAAAACACUGUUGAUUUAGUUGAAGGAAAGAAUGACAUCUCCCUACUCAGUUUAACAGUAGGGCUUCCGGAUUCUGGGGCAUUUCUUGAGCGCCGGGCUGCCGGGUUGAACAAAGUUCUGAUGCAGCACAACGAUGACACAAAGGAUCUUAGCGAGUCUGAGUGGGGAUAUCAGGUUGGAUUGCAAGGGGAGAAUUUACAACUUUACACAGACGAAGGAUCAAGUGCUGAUCAGUGGAGCCAACUGAGUUCAUCGCCUCAACCACUAACAUGGUAUAAGACACAAUUCGACGCUCCUGGGGAUGAUGGUCCGUUUGCAAUAAAUCUAGGAACCAUGGGGAAAGGCCAAGUAUGGAUCAACGGUCAAAGUAUUGGCAGAUAUUGGGUUUCCUUACUUACAGAUACUGGCUCUCCUUCACAAACAUGGUACCAUAUACCAAGAUCCUUUCUCAAACCUGCAAGCAACCAGCUGGUUUUGUUUGAGGAAGAAGCUCGAAGCCCUCUCGGCAUUUCCAUCGACACCAUCUCAAAUAAUAAAGUAUGUGCAAAGGUAUCAGAUACGCGAGCAGAGAAUUUGUUUCCAGACGAAAAACCAAAAGCAAGAUGCAGAAGACAUGUGAAACACCACCACAAACAACCUAGACGAGUUCGGCUACACUGUCCAUCCAGAAAAGUAAUUUCUAGACUUUUGUUUUCAAGCUUGGGAAGCCCUGUUACUGACUGCGGAAGUCAAGCCAUUAGGAGAUGCCAGUUCUCAAAUUCAACAACAAUGGCUAAAAAGGUUUGCAUGGGGAAGAGGCAUUGCUCUAUCCCUCAUUCAUAUAAACAAUUUGGUGGAGAUCCAUGUCCAGGCAUUCCCAAAUCGAUAUUAGUCACAGCAGAAUGCUCAUAA